Molecule: messenger RNA, 1065 nt
Organism: Saccharomyces eubayanus
Lineage: Eukaryota; Fungi; Ascomycota; Saccharomycetes; Saccharomycetales; Saccharomycetaceae
Gene: RFC3
Product: replication factor C subunit 3
Exons: 1
Coding region: 1-1065 (354 amino acids)
Biological process (GO): DNA-templated DNA replication; DNA repair
Cellular component (GO): Elg1 RFC-like complex; nucleus; DNA replication factor C complex
Molecular function (GO): DNA clamp loader activity; ATP binding; DNA binding
Source: RefSeq, a predicted model, not a curated record
AUGCAAGGAAGGGAUACCCCAACAAGACGGAUUCAGGGAAGGAUGUCAAUAAAUACGGGCAAGAAGAGCAAAGAGAACCUUCCAUGGGUCGAGAAAUACAGACCUGAAACGCUGGACGAAGUUUAUGGACAGAACGAGGUGAUCACCACGGUUCGUAAAUUUGUAGACGAGGGCAAGUUGCCGCACCUUUUGUUCUACGGGCCUCCAGGAACCGGUAAGACCUCUACAAUCGUUGCUCUGGCGCGUGAGAUAUACGGAAAGAACUACUCUAACAUGGUUCUGGAGCUAAAUGCAUCUGACGAUAGAGGCAUUGACGUGGUGAGGAACCAGAUCAAAGACUUCGCCUCCACAAGACAGAUCUUCUCUAAGGGAUUCAAGUUGAUCAUACUAGAUGAGGCAGACGCCAUGACGAAUGCCGCGCAGAACGCAUUGAGAAGAGUCAUCGAACGGUACACCAAGAACACACGGUUUUGCGUUUUGGCCAAUUACGCACACAAGCUUACUCCUGCGUUGCUGAGUAGGUGCACGCGGUUCAGGUUCCAACCUUUGCCCCAGGAGGCCAUUGAACGCCGGAUAGCCAACGUGUUGGUGUACGAGAAGCUGAAACUAUCGCCGGACGCGGAAAAAGCUCUGAUAGAGCUUUCCAACGGUGACAUGAGACGUGUGUUGAACGUCCUGCAAUCGUGCAAGGCCACUCUAGACAACCCUGACAGCGAAGAGAUCAGCGACGAUGUCAUCUACGAAUGCUGCGGGGCUCCAAGGCCGGCCGACCUUAAGAUCGUGCUAAAAUCGAUGCUGGAGGAUGACUGGGGCACCGCGCACUACACACUGAACAAGAUACGUAGCGCCAAAGGCCUGGCGUUGAUCGACCUGAUCGAGGGCAUCGUAAAGAUACUAGAGGAGUACGACCUGCAAAGCGAGGAGACAAGAGUGCAGUUGCUAACCAGGCUCGCCGACAUCGAAUACUCCAUAUCCAAGGGGGGCAACGACCAGAUCCAGGGCAGCGCCGUCAUCGGCGCCGUUAAAACCAGCUUCGAGCACGAAGCUGCCGAGGCUAAAGUAUAA